AUGGCUCACACUUUCAUUCUGGAUUGUUUUGAUUGCUUACCAAUAUGGGAUCCUACACUUUCAGCUCCAGCAUUCCCUUUCUUCUACAUUGGAGGAAGUGUGGAAAUUCCUAACCUGACUUACACAGAUGACCUCAUGGAUCCCAUGUCUCAUACAUUUAUAUUGCAAGCUGAAGCACUCCAAAAUUAUUUUGCAGAAAUAUAUGGGUCUUCUGCCAUAGGGAAUUAUUACUUGAAGUCUGUUAUUGCUGCAUUCAGUGAUGGAAAAAGUGGGGCUCGAGCGUAUUAUUGGAGCACAUUUUGGGCCCCGAAAGAUAUUGUUCUCCCUAUUAAAAACCUAUCCUCAGUGUAUCAGAAGCAGAUAAUUAGUAAAAGAAUACCUGCAAUAGCUAAUAAUACUGCUAAAACAUAUCCAUUAGAGGAAGACUUUGAUAUUAUUACCAUGGAGCUUUUUGAAUCUGAUUCUAUGGACUAUGAUAUAAUACUGAAAUCAGCCACUGAUUUGUUUUGGUUUUGUCUACCAGCAGCCUUUGACCUUUAUGCAAAGCCUGGUAAUAAUAGGACAUUAACACUGUUGAAUCCCAAGAAAUCUUUUUACCAAUGGAGGCUACGUGUUCCAUCUGACUAUGUUGUGAGAUUGGUAGUUGUAACCUCAUAUGAUGUGGUUCCUGGGAGUUGUGCAUCUCACAGGUUAUCUGCAUAUGAUUUCCUUCUUCCUCUUCAGAACAAGAUAAUUACCAGGUGGUGUGGAAUGACAGGGGCCUGGAAACCUCCAGUUAUACGUUUAACUUCAUCAAGUAAUGUAAUGUUGGUCACUUUUUCACUGGAUCAACGGCAAAAGAGUAAUAUAUUGAAAGCAUAUUUCCAAGCUGUUCCUAAAAUUGUUUGUGGUGGCUGGUAUGUUUCCUGGAAUGGGAGUGUAAUUUCACCUUAUUAUCCCAGUUACUAUCCACCAAACAUUGACUGCCACUGGGUUAUCAGGGCCCCACUCCCUGGAUAUAGACUGAUGGUAAAAAUUAUUGUAAUACAAAUUCAGGAACAGUCUCCUGGAUCCAAGAAAUGUGAUAAAGAUUGGCUGGCAAUUGAUGGAGUGAGAUAUUGCAAAGCUAUUGCGGAAGAAAACAGGGUCAAGGAAUAUGGUUAUUCCAUUUCAAUCAGCUUCCAUUCUGAUGAACUGGUCACACACAGAGGUUUUUAUAUAGAAUUCAGAGCUUUCAGCCAUACAGAUCGUUGCAAUACAGUGCAGUUAAAUUGUAGUAAUGCGAAGUGUAAACAUCAUUCCCAGUCUUGCAAAGAAGACAACAGCUGCAAGAAUGAAAGCCAGGAAGGGGAAGAAGACAGCUGCUCCUAUAAAAGAUGUCUGCCUCAUUCAUAUAAAUGUCUGAAUGGGAAAUGUCCAAUAAAAUUAAAUCCAGAAUGUGAUGGCAUAAGAGACUGUGCAGAUGGAUUUGAUGAAAUGAAUUGCGCAUGUGGAAGGAGUCAGAUAAAGAAAUUCAGAAUUGUUGGUGGUGAAGAUGCAAGGCCUGGAAAGUGGCCUUGGCAAGCAAGCUUGCAACUGGGAACAUCUGGUCAUAUAUGUGGUGCAUCUGUAAUUUCAAAUCGGUGGUUGGUAUCAGCUGCACAUUGCUUUCAGGACUCUGAGUCUGUAAGAUAUUCCAUAGCAUCCAGCUGGACAGCAUAUAUGGGUAUAAAAGUCAUAAACAAAUACAGCAAUAAUCAAGCAGUUAUGAGAUCAAUCAAAAGGAUAAUAGUCCAUCCAAAUUAUGACCAAUACGUCUCAGAUUAUGACAUUGCACUCUUGGAAAUGGAGGCACCAGUAUUUUUCACUGAGCUGGUACAGCCCAUAUGUCUACUGAGCAGUCCUAGAGUAUUUAAUUAUGGAACUGUCUGCUAUGUUACUGGCUGGGGAGCUGUAAAAGAAAAUAGUCAGCUUACAAAAAUACUGCAGGAAGCCAAAGUGAAAAUCAUUAACCAAAAUGUCUGCAGCAAACUUUAUGACUAUCUAAUUACAUCCCAAAUGCUAUGUGCUGGGAACCUUAAUGGUGGUAUUGAUGCAUGUCAGGGUGAUUCUGGAGGUCCAUUAGCCUGUUUAGGAAAAGGAAACAGAUGGUACCUUACAGGCAUUGUCAGCUGGGGUGAAGGAUGUGCUCGAAGGAACCGCCCUGGGGUUUAUACUAAGGUCACAGCAUUUUAUGAAUGGAUUCGUCAGUACAUAAAUUAA
Candoia aspera is the source of this 2220-nucleotide messenger RNA. Its product is annotated as transmembrane protease serine 7-like. Bases 1 to 2220 code for a protein of 739 amino acids. The record is from RefSeq and is a predicted model, not a curated record. Gene Ontology annotation, molecular function: protein binding; serine-type endopeptidase activity. Gene Ontology annotation, biological process: proteolysis. The transcript has 16 exons. NCBI's taxonomy places the organism in Eukaryota, Metazoa, Chordata, Lepidosauria, Squamata, Candoiidae.